Syzygium oleosum is the source of this 1438-nucleotide messenger RNA. RefSeq names its product cytochrome c-type biogenesis protein CcmE homolog, mitochondrial. Lineage: Eukaryota; Viridiplantae; Streptophyta; Magnoliopsida; Myrtales; Myrtaceae. Gene Ontology annotation, molecular function: heme binding. Bases 126 to 920 code for a protein of 264 amino acids. Gene Ontology annotation, cellular component: plasma membrane. Gene Ontology annotation, biological process: cytochrome complex assembly; protein-heme linkage. The transcript is spliced from 2 exons. The record is from RefSeq and is a predicted model, not a curated record.
CUCGCCAGCCGCCUCACGCGCCUCCGUCGAACCAAAAAACCCCACCUUCCUCGCCGUUCCCCUAGAAUUUUCUCGCCUCCUUUCCCAUCGUUUUCCCGAGAAAGAAUCCGCCGCCGGCGAAUCCGAUGGCCUCCAGAUUCGCCCUCCGCCUCCGGCCCCAUCUCCUCCGCAGUGCCGCCGCCGCCUCCGCCGCCCUCGCGCGCCCCUCCGCCCCGUCCAUCUCCGCCGCGGGAUCUCCCCCGCCGAUCCUCGCCCCGAUCUCCGAUCUCCACGCCCUUCCCCGCGUCUUCCCCCCGAGCUCGGCCGCCGCGCCCCGGCUCCUCUCCACGGCCCGGCGGGGCCCGACCAGGCCCAAGCAGGUGGACAUCGGAGCCCGAGCCCGCCAGCUCCAGGCCCGGCGGCUCUGGACCUACGCCCUGACCUUCAGCUGCAUCGCCGGGUUCAUCGUGAUCGUGCUGAACCAGUUUCAGGACCAGCUGGUGUUCUACGUGACUCCGACGGACGCGAUGGAGAAGUACUCCGCUAACCCUACGAAGAACAAGUUUCGAUUGGGUGGAUUGGUUCUGGAAGGUUCCGUCGCGCAGCCCGCUUCCUCGCCGGUGAUGGAAUUCGUCAUCACCGACUUGAUCACUGACAUGUUGGUCAGGUAUCAAGGUUCGUUACCAGACUUAUUCAGGGAAGGGCAUUCGGUGGUGGUCGAAGGGUUUGUGAAACCAUUCACCGAUGAUGUAAGGAAGGAGGUGUCUUCCAAGUCGGUGUCGGGGAAAGCAAGAAGUGCAGAGUGUUAUUUUGCGGCAACAGAGGUUCUGGCUAAGCACGACGAGAAGUACAUGCCCCAGGAGGUGGCCGCUGCAAUUGAGAAGAAUAAGAAGAUGAUUGAAGCAGGGGAGACUACAGUUGCAGGAGCUAAAGCAUCAUAAAUCAUUGGUUGCUGAUUGAUUUUUCUAACACCCAGCGCCGAAGUACUUUUCCAAAUAAUGAGGUGAUUCAAGCAUGGGAGGAUUUUUUAAGGAUCUAAACCAUCAUAGGUAAUUGGAACUUGGUGUAAUCUUCAUUUCAAUAUAGGUGUAGCUGAUAAUGUUCAUUGACACAUUCAAUUUUGGUUCACUGCGGAGAUUCCUUGCUGUUCUUGUGGAAUAGUAGUUAGACACAUGGACCACAUUAGAUCAAGUAGUUGGAGAGUCUUUUGAUUGAUACCUAGGUGUAUGAAAUAAGUUAUUCUUUGUAAUUAGGCACAGAUUUCUUCUCAAGGUGCAAUUGUCAAUUUUGCCGAUGUAAUAGCUCAUUGAUGGGUCUUUUGUAUUGUUUCUAUUGUCCCUUGAUUGGGGAGGUGAGUGCCUUGGUGGUAUACAUAUAUAUUCUAUGUAUAACUGACUGCAAACUAUAUGUUUUGCAUAGGCAUCUCUUUCUUAUAAUAAUAGUUUAAUGUCACGUGUUA